AUGGUUAACGAGGACGAAGUCAAAACGCCUCUGACUGGCAAAAGAGUACUGCCUCGUUUAUUCACAAGUGAGAAUGUGCAAUUGGUCGUCCUCGUUUUAGCCAUUGCUGGAGGCGCCUUGGCUUGUAUUGCAUUGCUAAAGUUACUUUUCCCAGGAUUGUUCUGGCUGUCGGUUGUCUUGGUUGUUAUUAUUACCGUAUUGGUCGUUCACAGACAACAAAGCAUAAAAUACAGGCAGCGUGAUUUUGGCGACGAAGAGUCGUCGAUGUACUACUGA
Messenger RNA from Gregarina niphandrodes, 276 nucleotides. Its product is annotated as putative transmembrane protein. The record is from RefSeq and is a predicted model, not a curated record. Bases 1 to 276 code for a protein of 91 amino acids. NCBI's taxonomy places the organism in Eukaryota, Apicomplexa, Conoidasida, Eugregarinorida, Gregarinidae. The transcript has a single exon.